AUGUGCCUCCUUCCCAUUCCUACUGGCAUGCUUGCAACCUUGGUUUUCGGGAUGAACCUGCGGGAUGCCGCAUUGGUGAUCUUGUUCUUCUCCAUGCUAACAUGCAUUCCCCCAGCUUUCAUGGGAAUUGGCGGCAUGAAGACGGGGUUAAGACAGCAGAUGCAGGCGAGAUACUCGUUCGGACGGUACAUAGCAACGAUACCUCUUCUCCUCAAUGCUGCAACUGUAACUGGUUUUACGCUCAUAUCGGCUGUGGUAGGUGGACAGACAAUCGCCGCCCUCAACCCUGAGAAAGUCAGCGUGAAUGUGGGCAUUGUCAUCGUAUGUGUCAUCAGUUUCGCCGCCUCGUUGCUCGGAUACAAGGCAUUGCAUCUGUGGAAUACCUGGACAUGGAUUCCGAACUUGAUAUCCCUCGUGAUCGCAGUCGGCUGUGGCGGCAAGCAUCUCCAUCUACAGGCAGAUGUCCCGGCCGCGACGGCUGCUCAAGUCCUCUCGUAUGGUGGAUUGAUCGCUGGAUACUUUAUUACAUUCGGUGGUACUGUAUCGGAUUACUCCAUCUACCACAACCCAAACGUGCGAAAGAUCAAGAUCUUCUCGUACUUUUAUGCCGGAAUGUUCCUGCCGUCCGUACCUCUUCUUAUACUUGGAGCUGCAAUCGGUGGUGCCGUCCCCAAUGUCCCGUCCUGGGCAGAUGCAUAUGAAAUCUCGGGAAUCGGGGGAAUCAUGUAUGAGAUGUUGACCCCUGCUAAAGGCUUUGGAAAGUUCAUCAUGGUUCUUCUUGCGUUGAGUGUCAUCGGAAACAUCGCCAUAUCGAUGUACUCCGUGGCUCUGAAUCUUCAAAUGCUGGUUCCUUUCUUUGCCAAGGUCCAUCGGUUCUUUUUCAUCACAGCCACCAUGGCACUCAUGAUUCCCUUCGCCAUAAAGGCAGCCGAGCAAUGGGAGGAGAGCUUGGAAAAUUUCCUUGCACUCAUUGGCUAUUGGGCUGGUUGUUUCGACGCGGUCAUUAUCGAAGAACUCGUGAUCAUCCGCAAGAUGGACUAUUCAACGUACGACCACGGCAUUUGGAACGUCGGGAGAAAGUUACCCAGCGGAAUUCCCGCCUUGCUGGCAUCCUUGAUCAGCUUCGCUCUAAUCGUCCCAGGCAUGGCAGAAGUUUGGUAUACCGGGCCGAUUGCCGAGACCACUGGCGAUAUCGGGUUCGAGAUGGCGUUCGUGGUGACUGCGCUGUUCUAUUUCCCCCUGCGCUGGUUAGAGAUUAGAUGGCGCGGCCACCUUUAA
Molecule: messenger RNA, 1278 nt
Organism: Phaeoacremonium minimum UCRPA7
Lineage: Eukaryota; Fungi; Ascomycota; Sordariomycetes; Togniniales; Togniniaceae
Product: putative purine-cytosine permease fcy22 protein
Exons: 4
Coding region: 1-1278 (425 amino acids)
Biological process (GO): transmembrane transport
Cellular component (GO): plasma membrane
Molecular function (GO): transmembrane transporter activity
Source: RefSeq, a predicted model, not a curated record